Chelonia mydas (Green sea turtle) is the source of this 1132-nucleotide messenger RNA. It is a transcript of the gene MRPL53, whose product is annotated as mitochondrial ribosomal protein L53. The record is from RefSeq and is a predicted model, not a curated record. NCBI's taxonomy places the organism in Eukaryota, Metazoa, Chordata, Testudines, Cheloniidae. The transcript has 3 exons. Gene Ontology annotation, cellular component: mitochondrial large ribosomal subunit. Bases 416 to 748 code for a protein of 110 amino acids.
UACCUGGUGGGGCGUACACUCCCCCGCACCCCACCCCGCUGCUCCCGGGGCAAAAUCUGAGUCCGUUUCUGAAUAUGGGGCUAAUUUCUUUACAUGAGUGAAAACUCCGCAUUUGAGCGGACCCAGCCGCAAACUCUAUCAUCCCCCAGUGGGAGAGGCUGCGACCCCGGCGCUUAGCUCCCAGGUCAAAGGGAAGGGGCCAGGCUCGGAGUACGCCCAGAGCACAAGCCAGGCACGAGCAGAGCUGCACCGCGAGGGGCUCCGGCAGCUCGGGGCCCGCGGCAGCGCAACGCAGCGCCGCCCCCGCCGCCGAGCACUACAUUUCCCACAGAGCUGCGCGCGCCGCCAGCCCUCCGCGCCCCGCCUUGGCGAAGGGGCCUCUGGGAAUUGUAGUCCCAGGCCGAGGAAGGGGAAGAUGGCGGUGCCCAAGGCCGCGGUGGCGCUGAGGCACGUGAAGAGCGUCAUGGUCCGGUUCUGCCCUUUCCAGACCAACGUGGAAACCACACGAAUAUUUCUUGAGCAUGUAAGCAGUAAAAAAGCUCGUGCCUCCAAUAUCAACUGUGUAGUGACAACAGAUGUAAGGCACGAUGGAUCUGAACCAGUUGUAGACAUCAUGUUUGCUGAUGGAGACAGAUUGAUAAUGAAAGGAGCCAACUUGACAGCAGCAGAAAUGUUAUCAGCUUUCAACUCAAGAUGCAUAGCAAAAGACCUUAAGGCAGAAGAGAAAACUAAGAAAAAGAGUGCUUGAAGAUCAAAGAAACAAUUAUGUUUAAAAUUGUUUAGGCAUGUGAAAAGCAAUGAGCAGCUUUUGUCAUCAGAACUACAUAGGAAACUUCACUGAUAACUGACAUGAAAUCUUAAAAAGAGAUAUGGACAAAAUGCUGGCCAGUUCAACAUACAGCUGAAUGAUUCGUAGAAAUAUAUAUUUUUCCUGAGGAAAAUAUAAUGGAGAAGCUAAAAUCAUUAAUUCUGGCAGGGUCGGCAAGUCUUGGAUGCAUAAAUAAAUUCCUCUAGCCAUAUACACAAACCGUCAAUCUCUUGACCAUGCACACACUGGAUCAAUGCCAUGCCUAUUUGUAUAUUAAUAUGAAUAAUGAAGAUGAGCCUAAUAAAUUUGUUACAAAUGGAAAAA